Molecule: messenger RNA, 1686 nt
Organism: Limanda limanda (common dab)
Lineage: Eukaryota; Metazoa; Chordata; Actinopteri; Pleuronectiformes; Pleuronectidae
Product: USP6 N-terminal-like protein
Exons: 13
Coding region: 1-1686 (561 amino acids)
Source: RefSeq, a predicted model, not a curated record
AUGAAGAAAGACAUCGAGACUCUAGUCGCAGAGGAACGCGCUGACAUCAUCUUGAAAUAUGACACGGGCCGACAGGGGGGGGUGGAGGUCGACCCGUGGGAAGAUGCCGACUACAGCGUCUACAAAGUCACGGACCGAUUCGGCUUCAUGCAUGAGGACGAACUACCGGCCCGGACGGCUCAGGAAGAAAAGCUGAAGCAGCUGGAGAUCGAGAGAACAGAGAAAUGGCUGAAGAUGGUGAAGAAGUGGGAUAAAUACAGGAGCAGCGAGCGGAUGGUGAAGCGAGUCUAUAAGGGCGUCCCGCUGCAGCUCCGGGGCCGAGCCUGGGCCCUGAUGCUGGACGUGGAGAAGGUCAAGAGGGAGAACGAGGGCAAGUACGAGAGGAUGAAGGAACAGGCCCGACUCUACUCGGCUGAGAUCAAACAGAUCGACCUGGACAUCAACAGAACCUUCAGGAACCACCUGAUGUUCAUGGAUCGCUUCGGAGUCAAGCAGCAGUCCCUCUUCCACGUCCUCUCAGCGUAUUCAGUCUACAACACAGAGGUGAGCUACUGCCAGGGGAUGAGUCAGAUCGCCGCCCUGCUGCUCAUGUUCAUGAACGAGGAGGACGCCUUCUGGGCGCUGUCGCAGCUGCUGACCAAUCACAAGCACGGCAUGCACGGCUUUUUUGUUCCCGGGUUUCCCAAACUCCAGAGAUUCCAGACACAUCACGAUCAGAUUAUUUCCAAACUCCUCCCCAAACUGAAGAAGCAUCUGGACCGGGAGCAGAUGUCUGCUGGGAUCUACUCCACUAAAUGGUUCCUGCAGUGUUUCAUUGACAGGACGCCGUUCACCCUGAACCUUCGUCUGUGGGACAUCUUCAUCCUGGAGGGAGAGAAGCUGCUCACCGCCAUGUCCUACACCGUCCUGAGGGUUCACAAGAAACGUCUGGUGAAGAUGUCGCUGGAGGAGCUCAGGGAGUUCCUGCAGGAGAAGAUCGCUCAGACGUUCCUCUACAGCGACGACGUGAUCGUGGAGCAGCUCCAGGCCUCCAUGUCGGAACUGAGGAAAAUGAAGCUGGACUUUCCUCCUCCAGGGAAGCCGGAGGAGUUUCCCCGGGAGCCUCUGGGCCAGGAGCUGCCGGUGCUGCUCGGUCCGGUCCCGGUGAAGACCUCCUCCAACGCCAGCAGCUUCCCCGGCGCCGGACUGAGCCUCCACAUCAUCUCCCACCCGCCCGACUCCAUCUCCCCCGACCAGAGCCCCUCCAAGGACCCCCGGGACCUGGAGGUUGCAGAGGAGGCUCCGCCACCGUCCCCGGACCCCAUCAUCAUCCACCGCCAGGCGCCGUGCACCCCCGACGGGUCUCCGCUGAUGGGACCGCCGCCUUACCAGCCCCCGGGGAGCCCAGCGAUGUUCACAGCGGGUCAGCCGUCCCUGCCGGAUCACCACGGGGAUGAAGUGAAACCAGAUGCAGCAGAUACACCCGCCCCUGACUCUUCUGCAGCCGGCGGCACUGACCACGCCUCCCGCGGCGUCCCACGGACUGUUUCGGCGCCUGUCGUCCAGGGGGCGUCGCCCGGCUCGGUCCUGGCUCACUCGGGGAGUCUGUCGGCAGCUGAGGCGGCUCAGGACGGGUUUGUGAUCGAGCUGCCGAAGCGGAACUGGAGUUCAGCCCCCGAGGAAACACAGAGGCCGGAUGUUUCAUGA